Rhea pennata is the source of this 1555-nucleotide messenger RNA. RefSeq names its product transmembrane protein 171 (gene TMEM171). The transcript is spliced from 5 exons. The coding region runs from base 270 to 1289 and encodes 339 amino acids. The record is from RefSeq and is a predicted model, not a curated record. NCBI's taxonomy places the organism in Eukaryota, Metazoa, Chordata, Aves, Rheiformes, Rheidae.
GGCCGCGCGCAGGUGCUUAAAUAGCGGCGGCGGCGCCGCGCUGCCGCGCCGCUCCGCGCCUCGGGCAGAACAGGACCAAAGAUCUUCUGUCCUUGCUUCUGCAGUUAUAUAGGACAGGAAUCUAUUUAGGGAGAGAGUCUGAAAGGUCUCCUGCCUGGUGAAGGAGAAGCAAGAUUUAUAUGCUUGAAAAGAUCUACUAUAGCUUUCUGUCCCUGGAUGUUAUCACGGAGGGAAAAAAAGGCUCAUCUACUUGAGGAGAUUCUCUUGUAAUGUAUCCAGGGGCUAUUCCUGCACCAGGAGGUGAAGGAAAUAAUGGACGUCAUGGAAAACUUAUUUUUUCCCUUUUUGUUUUUGGAGCUGUCCUGCUCUGUGCUGGAUUCCUGCUUUCAGUCUUUAUCCUACAGUCAUGUCCAUCUGGAACCUUCAGUGACUGCAAUGGGGUCCUUAAGGCUACUGGGCCUCUGCUGGCUAUAACUGGACUAGUUUGUGUUUUAUUGGCACGAUCAAGGGCCAGACUCUAUAUAAGACAGAGACAAUUGCAAAAUGAGCAGGUAUACAGCCUUGUUUUUUGUCGAGGGAACUGUCAGUUUGCCCAGUUUCUUAUCUUUGGAUUCCUGUUCUUAACUAGUGGAAUGCUAAUUAGCAUCCUGGGCAUUUGGGUUCCUGGCUGCAACCCCAGCUGGCAGAGUGCACAGCACAACCACACCAGCAACCCUGAGGUGGACCUGCAGGGGUGUGGAUUCCUGUCUCUGCAAAUCAUGGGCCCUUUGAUUGUGCUCACUGGAUUAUGUUUCUUUGUGAUAGCUCAUGUUAAAAAGAAACAAAACUUAAAUCUCAAUGAAGAAUCUUGUGAAAAUGAAGAACACCUGCAGAGUCCAGAAUCUUUUCAAGUUACCAUAGGUGAUGCUGUAAUGGUAUUCCCACCUCCACCACCUCCUUAUUUUGCUGACUCUCUGUCACCAACUGUGACUCACUGUCUCAUGUCAAGUGGUUUGCCUGCAAGUGAAAACCCUCCACCAUACCACACUAUCUUCUGUGAUCGAUUACAACUUGCAGACGAUGAAAGAACAGUUGCUGUUAGAGACUAUGAAACCAUAUAUACAAUUUCUGGCAGCAGUUCACCUUCAGGUAUUUUACCAAUGCUGUAUCUCUCCUCUGAAUCGCCUCCAAAAUAUGAAGAAAAAGAAGCAUCAAUAACAAAUAAUGAAUAUUCUCCAUCCUCCUCUUCAUCAUCUUCAUCCAUUUCCUUAGCCACAUCUGACACCAGCUCACAGAGAACUGUCAACUAACUUCAUUUUUAAAUGAAAUUGUAACCUCAGAUUUAAAAAUUUUAAUUUUAUUUACAUUUUAUAAUAAAAGCAAUAAUGUUGGCUGCGUCUUAAUUUUUCAUCAAAAAGCCUAAGUGAUAAAUUUAGUUUUUCAAGAAAUAUUAGAUAAUGAUGGGCUUCUGAACAAAUGGUUUGAAGAGAUUUAAAUCACUGCAAUAAUGUUAAAUGUUCAUCUUAUUCUGUUACAACUUUAGUUUCUAUUUUUAGUUAUUAUUUAUAUAAUGGAG